AUGGAUGAUCAUUUUGUGAAGUCAAUAUGGCCGUUUGAAGAGGUGGAGUUUAUGGUGGUGGAUUCAGUAGGUAGCGCUGGAGGUCUUUUGUGUAUAUGGAGGCCGCAAAUCUUUGAACUCAAGAGCUGCUGCAGUGGCAGAAACUUCAUCAUAUUAUCAGGUAUCUCAAGUACCUUCUUUCUGUGUACUCUUGUGAAUAUAUAUGCUCCUAAUGAGGUUCGUGGGAGAAGGCAGCUAUGGGAAUCUUUAGUGAGUAUCCAUCAUCAUUUCCCAAACCCAUGGUGUGUGGGAGGAGAUUUCAAUGAGAUUAGAUACAUGGGAGAGAGGAAGGGUUGUUCUUCUAGAGAUAGGGGGAUGAAGGAUUUCAAUGAAUUUGUGGAAAACAUGGAAUUAACUGAUUUGCCUUUGCUAGGCAGGCAGUAUACGUGGUGCAAUGCCCUAGAUGGGUAUAGAUGGAGUAGGAUAGAUAGAUUUUUGCUGGAUGUGAAGUGGUUGGAAAAAUUUUCAUUCAAGCAAUGGGGCCUUCCAAGGAAUCACUUAAGGGUAUGGAACAAGGAUGUGUUUGGAAAUAUUGAUAUUCAGCUUAAGAAGGCAGAGGAGGAGCUCCAUGAGUGGGAUUUGAAGGCGGAGUCUAGCCCCCUCCAGGAAGCGGAUUCGAAGAGAAAAAGAGAAGUUAUGAGCCAGGUGUGGCAGCUUAGCAGAAGAAAGGAAAGAUUAUGGCACCAGAAAUCUAGGCAGAUGUGGGCUCUUUCUAGAGAUAAAAAUACUAGGUUCUUUCACAUUAUGGCUAGCAGAAGGCAGAGGAAGAAUCUGAUUGAUUCUGUUGUAGUAGAGGGUAGGCGCGUCGAGAAUCCGGAGCAAGUGAAGCUUGAAGUAGUAAGGUACUUCAGUCAGUUGUUCUCGGAGAAUUGGAAAGUAAGGCCAAUAAUUAAGGGCCCUUUUGCUGUUAUAAACCCAGCGGAUGCUGUUACUUUGGAAGCUGAAUUGGAAAAUGGUUUCUCUGAAGAGGAGGUUUGGGAAGCAGUGCAGGACUGUGAUGGGAACAAAGCACCAGGCCCAGAUGGUUUCAACCUUAAUUGUAUCCAGAGGUGUUGGCCUAUAUUGAAAUGA
This is a messenger RNA of Camellia sinensis, 1110 nucleotides long. Lineage: Eukaryota; Viridiplantae; Streptophyta; Magnoliopsida; Ericales; Theaceae. The record is from RefSeq and is a predicted model, not a curated record.